Messenger RNA from Eurypyga helias (sunbittern), 2399 nucleotides. It is a transcript of the gene LRIG1, whose product is annotated as leucine-rich repeats and immunoglobulin-like domains 1. NCBI's taxonomy places the organism in Eukaryota, Metazoa, Chordata, Aves, Eurypygiformes, Eurypygidae. The annotation marks the transcript as partial. The record is from RefSeq and is a predicted model, not a curated record. Gene Ontology annotation, biological process: immune response; toll-like receptor signaling pathway. Gene Ontology annotation, molecular function: transmembrane signaling receptor activity; protein binding. Gene Ontology annotation, cellular component: membrane. The transcript is spliced from 15 exons.
AAACCUGAGCUACAACAAGUUGACGGAGAUUGAUCCCUCUGCCUUUGCAGGGCUGUUGGACCUGCAGGAAGUGCAACUGAACAACAACGAGCUGACUGCCAUUCCCUCCCUGGGACCUGCUGCUUCCAGCGUCCGCUCCCUCCUCCUGCAUCACAACAGGAUCCGCAGCAUUGAAGCAAGUCAACUGAAGCCCUAUGUUACCCUGGAAACGUUGGACCUGAGUUUCAAUGACAUCACGGAAAUCCGAAACGGCUGCUUUCCGCAGGGACUUCACAUAAAGGAGCUCUACCUGGGGAGCAACAGAAUCAGCACCCUGGAGCCUGGUGCUUUUGAUAGUCUGUCACGGUCCCUUCUAACACUUCGUCUGAGUAAAAACAGGAUCACUCAGCUUCCUGUCAAGGCGUUCAGGCUACCCAGGCUAACACAACUGGAGCUGAACCGGAAUCGCAUCCGCCUGAUUGAAGGCCUGACAUUCCAGGGACUGGACAGCUUGGAAGUCCUGAAGCUCCAGCGCAACAACAUAAGCAAAUUGACUGAUGGGGCUUUCUGGGGUCUAGCCAAGAUGCAAGUUCUCCACUUGGAGUAUAACAGCCUGACAGAAGUAAACAGUGGCUCGCUCUAUGGCCUUUCAUCUCUGCACCAGCUUCACCUCAGUAACAACUCCAUAUCCCGCAUCAACCCCGAUGGUUGGAGCUUCUGCCAGAAGCUGCAUGAGCUAAUACUGUCUUACAACAACUUAACCCGGCUGGAUGAGGGAAGCUUGGCAGACCUUGGGGGACUGCACGUACUACGACUGAGCCACAAUUCCAUCAAUCACAUUGCAGAAGGUGCCUUCAAGGGACUCAAAAACCUACGUGUCCUGGAACUGGACCACAACGACAUCUCAGGUACAAUAGAAGACACCAACGGAGCCUUUACAGGCCUAGAAAACCUAAGCAAACUAACUCUGUUUGGAAACAAGAUCAAGUCGGUGGCCAAGAAAGCGUUCUCAGGGUUGGAGGCUCUGGAGCACCUGAACCUGGGGGAUAACGCCAUCCGCUCCAUCCAAGCUGACGCUUUCGCCAAGAUGAAGAGCCUGCGGCAGCUCCACAUGAACAGCGACAGCUUCCUCUGCGACUGCCAGCUGAAAUGGUUGCCCCCGUGGUUAGCCGAGAAGGAGCUGCAGCCCUUCGUGGUGGCCACCUGCGCCCAUCCCGAGUCACUGAAAAGCAAAAGCAUUUUUGCCGUCCUGCCAGAAAGUUUUGUGUGUGAUGAUUUCCCCAAGCCCCAGAUCAUCAUCCAGCCGGAGACAACGGUGGCUGUGCUGGGGAAGGACAUCCGUUUCACUUGCUCGGCCGCCAGCAGCAGCAGCUCCCCCAUGAUGUUUGCCUGGAAGAAAGACAACGAGGUGCUGCACAAUGCCGAGAUCGAGAACUUCGCCCACGUGCGGGCGAAGGACGGUGAGGUGAUGGAGUACACCACCAUUCUGCACCUCCGGCACGUCACCUUUGCCCACGAAGGGCGUUACCAGUGUAUCAUCACCAACCACUUCGGCUCGACCUACUCCAGCAAGGCCCGGCUCACAGUCAAUGUGUUGCCCUCAUUUAUAAAAACUCCCCACGACAUCACCAGCCGGACAGGGACGACGGCUCGGCUGGAGUGCGCAGCCGAAGGACACCCCACCCCGCAGAUCGCCUGGCAGAAGGACGGCGGCACCGACUUCCCGGCGGCCCGGGAGCGCCGCAUGCACGUCAUGCCCGACGACGAUGUCUUCUUCAUUACGGAUGUGAAGAUAGAAGACAUGGGGGUCUACAGCUGCACGGCACAGAACUCUGCAGGGUCUGUGCUUGCCAACGCCACCCUGUCGGUGCUGGAGACACCAUCUCUGAUUCAUCCCCUGGAAGACCACGUGGUGUCAGUGGGCGAGACUGUGGCUCUUCAGUGCAAAGCCACGGGGAGCCCCCGGCCCCGCAUUACCUGGCUGAAGGGUGACCAGCCCCUCGUCAUGACGGAGAGGCAUCACUUCACCUCUGGCAACCAGCUGCUGAUUGUCAGGAACGUUGUCUUGGAGGAUGCCGGGAAAUACACGUGCGAAAUGUCCAACACGCUGGGGACGGAGCGCGCGCACAGCCACGUCAGCAUCUUACAGUCUCUGGGCUGCAGGAAGGACCGAACGACGGUGGGGAUCAUCACCAUUGCCGUGGUGUGUAGCAUCGUGCUGACCUCUCUGGUCUGGGUCUGCAUCAUCUACCAAACCAGGAAGAAGAGCGAGGAAUACAGCGUCACCAACACAGAUGAGACUAUUGUGCCUCCCGACGUGCCAAGCUACUUGUCUUCCCAGGGGACUCUCUCCGACCGGCAAGAAGCGGUGGUCAGGGUAGAUCUGAACCAGCAGCCGAACGGGCACGUAGACAGCAACG